AUGGUGGAAUCGGUGGAAGACCUAAGUGACGACUGGAUGCUGGGAUUCCAGACCGUGGAGCUUGAGUCGGAGGAAUAUCGCGAGCUACGUGACGUGGUCGAAGCGGAAAAGGAGAAACGGCCAGAUAUCAAAGUGGUGGAUGGUUUCGUAUUUAAACGGACCAUGUCCAACAGCGAACCUGAGCUGGAGGAGAACCGCUGGAAGCUGUGGAUCCCAGCGUCGCUGACCAGCACAUUGAUAGAACAAGCACACGCGCCGCUGACAAAGGCUCAUGGAGGGAUGGCCAAAACGCUACAUCGCCUGCGGCAAUGGUUCCAUUGGCCGGGCAUGGUGUCUCAGGUACGGGGAUUCGUUCGCGACUGCCAGGUAUGCAAGGAGUCCAAACCGUUGUAUGGAGGGCCAAAGCCGGGGCUAGGAACAGAAACGGUAACGUAUCGGCCGUUCCAAAAGAUUUACAUCGACUUUCUGGGAAAAUAUCCUCGGUCUAGGAAGGGUCACGCCUACAUUUUUAUUGUGGUAGACCACUUCUCGAAGUUUGUGUUCCUCAAGGCAAUGAAGGAGGCGACCACGGUGGAAGUCGUCAAGUUCUUGACCAAAACAAUAUUCCACACGUUUGGAGUGCCGGAGAUUAUACAUUCCGACAACGGAAAGCAGUUCGUAGCGAAGCGGUUCCGGGAGAUGUCGAAUGCAGCCGAACGGGUGAACCAGUCGGUGCUCAAUGCAAUCCGGGCGUACUUGGAGGAGGAUCAUCGGGAUUUGUAUCUUCCGGAGAUCGAGGCGGCCUUGAGAAGCUCAGUGCACCAAGCGACAGGAGUAACGCCGUACUUCGCCUUGUUUGGGCAGAAUAUGUUCACCAACGGAGCUGAUUAUCAGCUGGCUCGGAGGUUACAGGCGUUGGGGGACAACGAGCUGGAGGGCCUGGGGGCAGGAGAGAGGAUGGCGCUGAUAAGGGACACGAUAAGGAAUAACUUGCAUGAGGCACACGAGAAUAGUGCAAGGUUUUUCAAUCGCCGGACACGUGAGGUAGCUUUCCGCCCCGGACAAGAAGCGUUUAGGCGAAAUCACGUAUUGAGUGAUUUCGGGAAGUGUUUUAACGCGAAAUUUGCCAGGAAAUUCCUGAAAUGCCGGAUUCGAAGACCCAUAGGCAACCACAUGUAUGAGGUGGAGGACAUGAAUGGCAAGUUGGCAGGGGUGUUCCAUGUGAAGGACCUAAAGCAAUAA
Molecule: messenger RNA, 1221 nt
Organism: Drosophila kikkawai
Lineage: Eukaryota; Metazoa; Arthropoda; Insecta; Diptera; Drosophilidae
Source: RefSeq, a predicted model, not a curated record